Messenger RNA from Hydra vulgaris (swiftwater hydra), 1589 nucleotides. RefSeq lists its product as uncharacterized. NCBI's taxonomy places the organism in Eukaryota, Metazoa, Cnidaria, Hydrozoa, Anthoathecata, Hydridae. The record is from RefSeq and is a predicted model, not a curated record.
UAAGAUCAGAAAUGAUAAGAAGAGGACUUAUGGAGCUAAAGAGGAAGAUAUUGCUUUCAUCUAGGAUCAGCUGAAAGAACGGAAAAGAAUAAUUGGAACAAAAGAUAAAAAGUUUUCAUAUGCCGUUGAAAGAUCACAGAAGAAUCAUUUGACUACCAGGAAUAGUAAAGGAAACACUGCAAAUAAUCUUAACAUUUCACACAGGUUUGCAAGUAGUCAUGAUAGUAAUUCUGAUUCAGACUUUGAAGCAGAUAUCAACAAAGAAGAGGCUGGCUCCUUGAUUUUCCUUCCAAAAGAUAUUCUACAGAAAACAACACUUACUGCUAUAGAAGAAGGGCUGUAUGCUAGACAACAUACUGCAACUGUGUCCAGUAUCAUUACAAACUCUGGAGGUUCUGUGGCAAAUUUUGUUGUGUCUAGCGCAACAUCAUUUAGAGCUGUAGAAGAAGUUUUGAUCAAAGAAACAGAAAACAUUAGAAAACAAAUUUCUACUCUUGCGCAGUCAUCAGUAUCGCUUAUAAUUCGGCAUUAUGAUAGCAAGAUUGUUAAAGAAUUCACAGAUGGGAAAGAAUUGCAAUAUCACAGACUUGCUGUAUUAAUUAGGAUAAAUGGAAAGACAGAGCUACUUAGUACUCCACCUCUAACUUUAAGUGCAGGAGAGGAUCAGAAAACUGCAAUCAUGGAACUUCUUAGCCAAUUUGAAAAUACGAACAAGUUUCACGGAUGUGUUUUUGAUACAACUAAUUCUAACACUGGUAAACAGAAAGGAGAAUGCAUUAAACUAGCUAAAGAAGUUGACAGGCCUUUGCUUCUAUUAGCAUGCAGACAUCAUGUGUAUGAAAGACACAUUGUUUAUUGUUAGAACAUCUAUCCCAGUAGUAACACAAAUGGACCAGACAAUCCUCUUUUUAAAAAGCUUAAGCUUCUUUGGAACUCUUUGGAUCAUGAUUCUACUGUACUAAAAAGAAUCAAGGUUGAGGAUAUUAUUGACAACUGGUUGCAAGAAAGCUUUGAAGAUCUUUGUAAACGUUAUAAAGAAUGUAAAGAUGAAGAAGAAUGGAUGCAGGUGUGAUUAUCUUGAGUUAGCCGAACUCACAGUAAUGUUACUAUCUGGAGAUGUGCAGUACAGACUCCGAAAACCAGGACCUGAUAUGAAAGCACUGUGGCAGAUCAUAAGAUACUAUGAUGUCAAACCUGAGCUGGCAAAACCUGCUAUUGACUCAAUGAAGAGACACACCUGGUAUAUUGAUCCUACCGCUGUUUUAAUGGCUUUAGCUGAUGAAGAGGUUCAUGACCGUGACAAGAUUGCCAAGAAGCUGUAUUCCAUGUCAAGGCCUGAGAAUUAUGUUGUACACAGACAACAGGUAGAUUUUGAAUUGUCGAAGAAUCUGGAUUUUUGUCAGGAUAAUCCUCCUAGCUUGGUUUCACUGAUAAAUGAACAAGGUGGGUUAAUAUUUCAUCUCUUGAACCAGGGAAGGCAGAGUUACAGUGGUUAAAAACCCCAGUUGAGACAUGGAACCUGAAUGAUUAUUAUAUGGAGUUUAAACAAUUUAAGAUUUAGUGAAAAUCCUUUUUUUUAUCCCUGAAAA